Molecule: messenger RNA, 483 nt
Organism: Indicator indicator
Lineage: Eukaryota; Metazoa; Chordata; Aves; Piciformes; Indicatoridae
Gene: BHLHA15
Product: basic helix-loop-helix family member a15
Exons: 1
Coding region: 1-483 (160 amino acids)
Molecular function (GO): protein dimerization activity
Source: RefSeq, a predicted model, not a curated record
AUGAAGACUAAAACCAAAGGAAAGAAGCAAAGGCACACUGACAAAGAAGCAUUUUCUGAGGAGUCACCAAUGAAGAAAAAAGAACUGGUGAAAUGCUUGCAACACAAAGAAAGAAAGAAUGGGAGAAACAAGGAGAGCAGCAAAGUCACUACAGCCAGAGGCAAGCAUUCUUGGAGCAGUAAGGACAGGCAUUUGAGGAGGCUGGAGAGCAACGAGCGGGAGAGGCAGAGGAUGCACAAGCUCAACAAUGCCUUCCAGGCUUUGCGAGAGGUGAUCCCUCAUGUGAGAGCUGAGAAUAAACUUUCCAAAAUAGAGACUCUCACAUUGGCCAAAAACUACAUCAAAUCCUUGACCUCCAUUAUACUCAGUAUGUCCAAUGGACGCUUCCCAGCAGCCGAAGGGAUGGAGGGAGCCUGGGGGGCCAAAUUAUACCAGCAAUGUCAACAGCAGCAUGGGGAUGAUGGAAAUGAGGAACGUCUAUAA